AAUGGAUAUGACGAUAUAAACAAAUGUUCCAAUGUUUUGAAUUGCAGAGCCUCAAACGUUGUACCGUUCUCCGAGUUCCUUUCAGUUGUACUGCGGGUGUUCAGUGGAAACGUUGUUUUCUGGUUCUGUUAAAAUUUUAAAAACCGUUCAGCAGGAUCUGAAAGAGGGUCUGCAGAUCCAAGCAAGAUGAGGGCCCUACCCUUGGUUUCAGCUCUAGUGUUUGCUCUUCUAAUAACCGAUGUUCUUGCCGAUUCUAAACCUAGAAAACAUAAAAAAUACAGGAAGCGUCCAAUGGCGACGAGUCUAGAUGAGUUCAAAAUUGCUUCCGAUGAAAAUAAAAUCGAACAAAGUGAGGAAAAAUCUUCGGAAACACCUUCCGAACCAGCACCGCCUCCAAUGGCUGCCGCCACCGGAGAUAUGAUUGAUAAUAGGGUCCUUAUAACAGACCCUUGUAUGGAUGUUCAAUGUGGUGCUGGUAUGGUUUGUGAACUGGACAAGGAAGGUGAACCACAGUGUGUUUGUAUUGAAGUGUGCCCGGAAGAAACAGAUUCGCGGCGAAAGGUUUGCUCAAACCACAAUGAAACAUGGCCAUCGGAUUGCUCGGUAUACCAGCAACGUUGUUGGUGUCGUAUUGACGAUGCCAAGUGUAAAGGGGAGCAAUACAAACAUGUCCAUAUAGAAUAUUACGGUACAUGCAGGGAAAUGAAGGAAUGCACAGAAGGCGAAAUGGCCGAUUUUCCUCGCAGGAUGCGCGAUUGGUUGUUUAACGUUAUGCGCGACUUGGCUGACCGUAGAGAGUUAACUCCGCAUUACACAAAAAUGCAGCAUGAAGCUGAGUCAAACAUGACUCGUCGCUGGACAAACGCCGCCAUUUGGAAAUUUUGUGACUUAGACGGCCACCCUCCAGACAGGUACAUAUCCCGCCACGAGCUCUUUCCCAUACGCGCGCCUCUAAUGGCAUUGGAACAUUGUAUCGCGCCUUUCUUGAACUCAUGUGAUUCGGACAAUGACCACCGAAUUACUAUUAAAGAGUGGGCCAAGUGUUUGGAGUUGGAGGAGGACGACAUAGAAGACAGAUGCGAGGAGAUUUCUCAAAACGAAGAGGCAUAGAUGUAAUUAAUAAAAUUUCAUACACUUUAUAAAAUAAUUUUUAUAAAAGCUGUAAUUUUGGCCUUGUAAUUCCUAAAAAAAUAGACAAAUUAGCUAUUAAUGUCGGCGGCAAAUUUAAGUAUAGCCAUAAAGUACUUAUUAAAUGGCGAAGCUUUUUGUAUGUUUUUAAGGAUCAAGUGAACAUAGUAGUAACAUAUUAGAAGCUAGUUUAUAAUUUUUGACACUGCCCUAUUCUGUAGAUUAAUAUUAGCUCUCCCAAAGAAUCCUGCUUUCAUUCUCCUGCCAGAGCUGUUCAUAAUAGAAUUCUUGAUUGGCCAUGAUCAAUAAUGUAUAUAUAAUAUGACAAAAUUGAAAUAAAUAUUGCUUUCAUUAUUAUA
Messenger RNA from Cylas formicarius (sweet potato weevil), 1487 nucleotides. RefSeq names its product SPARC (gene SPARC). The transcript has 8 exons. Gene Ontology annotation, biological process: anatomical structure development. The coding region runs from base 187 to 1110 and encodes 307 amino acids. Gene Ontology annotation, molecular function: extracellular matrix binding; protein binding; calcium ion binding. The record is from RefSeq and is a predicted model, not a curated record. Lineage: Eukaryota; Metazoa; Arthropoda; Insecta; Coleoptera; Brentidae.